Rhizophagus irregularis DAOM 181602=DAOM 197198 is the source of this 844-nucleotide messenger RNA. The record is from RefSeq and is a predicted model, not a curated record. NCBI's taxonomy places the organism in Eukaryota, Fungi, Glomeromycota, Glomeromycetes, Glomerales, Glomeraceae.
AAAAAACCGCCUUACAGAAAUCAAAAAAAUUCUUCACACAUAAACACAUAAUAAUAAUUCUUUUUUAACUGUACGCUCUUUGGAUCUCGUAUUGAAGUGUUAUAAGGCAAUAACUGACCGUGGUUCCUUUAGAUGUUUUGGGCCGCGUGUACGCUAGAUCCUUAAAAAAUUUUGAAAUAUGAUUGUUUUAAGACGGCUAUACUCUUAUUCAUUUCUAAAAUCAAUUAAUAUAUGCACUUAAAACAUUUUAAUUCAGUUAAUUUUAUACUUUAUUUCAUUUAUUCAUUUUAUUGUUUCAUAUAAUGUGUUUCACUUUAUGUGAAACAAAGUUAAAGAACGUUUGUCCCCUUUUUCAAAAUUUUAAAAUUGUUAUAUGUUUAUUCUAUUUUAUUUCCCCUAUCUAAAUGUCCAAUUUGAAGUAUUGGCACAAAACGUGUCCUUUUAUUAUAAGGGAAAUUUCCAAUUUGAAAUAUUGGCACAAAUCGUGUCUCUUCUUUAUAUAAGAAAACUCUCCCUUUUUUAUUUUUUCAUAAGGAACAUUUUCCAAUUUGUAAUAGUAAAUUUGCUUGCUUAGAUAUUAUACACUCUUUACAUAUUUCUUCUAUUCCCCCUUUAAUGCGGGGAGUUUUAUUUUAUACAUUAAAUGCCUUAUUAUAUAUAUUAAAUCAAAUCUCAAAUAAUCUUCUUAAUAAUAACACUUAUUGAUAUUAAAGAAAAUACAAUUUUUCAAAAAUGUUUAUUAAAGCCUUAUUAACUCUAAACUUGCAUGUUAAAAUUAAUUGAAAUUAUGAUUAUACAUCUUUUAUAAUUCAAAAAUUCUUUUUUUUUUUUCUUUUUUUUUCUU